Messenger RNA from Ananas comosus (pineapple), 3854 nucleotides. RefSeq names its product pentatricopeptide repeat-containing protein At5g12100, mitochondrial-like. Gene Ontology annotation, molecular function: protein binding. Lineage: Eukaryota; Viridiplantae; Streptophyta; Magnoliopsida; Poales; Bromeliaceae. The transcript is spliced from 3 exons. The record is from RefSeq and is a predicted model, not a curated record. The coding region runs from base 77 to 2185 and encodes 702 amino acids.
UUAGUACAGAGGGAAACAAUUCUAUUUUUGACAACCUUAAACCCUGCCUCUCAAGCCUCCCUCGCAGGUGUCGAAAAUGGAGGCUCUACUCAGAUUUGCCCUGAGAAGACCCCGAAAUUGCGUCUCUGCCCUUCUCCUUCUUCCCCGAGCUCGCCCCCUCCUCCCAUGGCGAUCCCUCUCCUCCCUCGCUCCCCACCCCGACACGGAGCGCUCAAUCCCCGUCAAUGGCGACGGCGUCACGAAGCUCGCCCACCUCCUCGAGCUCGGCCGCUUCCACGCCGCCCUAUCCCUAGCGAAAACCCUGGUCUCCUCCCCCCAGUCCCCAACCCCAACCCCUCUCCACCUCUACGACUCCCUCGCCUUCGCCCUCUCCUCCUCCUCCGCCGCCCUCUUCUCCGCCGCGAGCGCCCUCGUCGCCGCGUGCGCCCACCUCAAGCUCGCCGACGACGGCCUCCGCCUCCUCUUCCAUGUCGCCGGAGCCCGCCGCCCCUUCCCUUCCCUCUCCUCCUGUAACCUCUUCCUCGAAACCCUAGUCUCCCUCGGCCGCUACGACGAUGUCGGCGUCGUCUUCGCCCAAAUCGUCGCCUCGGGGACGCGCCCCGACACCUUCGCCUACAACAAGUACAUCCAAUCCAAAGUGAAGCUGCGGGAUCUCGAUGGCGCUCUGCAGCUUUUGGAUCGAAUGAAGGAAGAGGGAGUAAACCCCGACACUUUCUCUUACAACGUUUUGAUCUCGGGGGCGUGGAAGGAGCGGCGAGCGGAUGAUGCAGUGCGGCUGUUCGAUGAAAUGCUCGAGAGAAAAAUUCCGGCUAAACACAUCACGUACAACACGAUGAUUGAUGGGUUUACUAAAAUCGGCGACAUGGACGCAGCUUUUGGGGUCCGGGAUCGGAUGUUGCGUGCGGGACUUAAACCGAACACGAUCACGUACAAUGCGUUGAUUUACGGGCUUUGCCGCGCUGGGCGGGUAGACGAGACUGGAACUUUGCUGAAAGAGAUGGAGGGGAAUGGAAUGGUCCCGGACGGAUUCACUUACAGCAUUUUGCUCGACGGUCAUGCGAAAUGUGGCGAUUCGGAAGCCUCGCUUUCUCUUUUCGAGGAAUCUGUGAAGAAGGGUGUGAGAAUUGGCGAUUACUCUUGUAGUAUUCUGCUGAAUGGUCUUUGCAAGGAUGGGAAGGUCGCGAAGGCACGAGAAGUGUUGGGGAGGUUAGUGGAGAAGGGGAUGGCUCCGACUACCGUGAUCUAUAAUACAAUUGUGGAUGGGUAUUGUCGGAUUGCGGACAUAGAGGGUGCAUUAUCAGUGAUGCAGGAGAUGGAGUCGUGCGGACUAAGACCCGACUGCAUUACUUACAAUUCGCUCAUAAAUGGGUUAUGUAAGUUGGAGAGAUUUGAUGAUGCAGAAGAGUUGUUGAGAGAGAUGGAGAAGAAAGGAGUAGCCCCAACUGUAGAGACCUUCAACAAUUUGAUUGACUCCUUCGGGCGGGCCGGGAAGCUAGAGAAGAGUUUCAAGUUUCUUGAUGAUAUGCAAGAGAAUUUUGGUAUAAAGCCGAAUGCUGUUUCUUUCGGCUCUCUCGUGAAUGCCUUGUGUAAAAUGGGGAAGAUUUUCGAGGCAGAAGCAGUAUUCAAUAACAUGAUCGAUAGAGGAAUAUCACCCAAUGUGCGAGUUUACAACAUGCUCGUCGAUGCGAAUGCUGAAACUGGCGAUAUCUCAAAAGCUUUUAGGUUGGUUGAGGACACGAAGAGAAGAGGGGUCUCUCCAAGUAUCGUAACUUAUAAUUCUCUCAUAAAAGGUCUUUGUAGAGAAGGCCGCUUAUCUGAAGCUGAGGAAAUGGCAGGCCGGCUAGGAGACGAAGGUUUGAAACCCGAUGUAAUAACAUAUAAUAUACUGAUCUCCACAUGCUGCAAUACUGGCAACACUAGUAAAGCUUUCGAGCUAUAUGAAGAGAUGGAAAGAUUAGGCAUCAGACCGACAGUAAAGACGUACUUCGCGCUAAUUAAUGCUAUGGUUACCGAAGAUAGGAUGCAAGAUUUUGACAAAUUAUAUCAGGAGAUGUUGGAAAGAAAAGUCACCCCUGAUAGUGGCAUUUACAAGAUGCUGUUGCGCGGGUAUAAAAAAUGGGGCGAUGAAAGCAAGGUACUUGAUGUGCAGCAGCAGAUGAUAGACAGAGGAAUUCCACUUGAUUAGAUGGUAUGAAAUAGGUUCACAGCCGCUGAGGCUUGCAAUUCCAAUGCGAAAAACAAUUGAAUAAGCAAAUAGAAGUGCAGAAGGUUGCCUCUGCGGAUAAUGUGGCAGACCCGCUGACUAAGGCGUUGACACAGCAGAAGCUUGAGACUCAUCUUGAGAAGAUGACGUAGUCUGUUAUACAGGUCGGAUGAUUGCACUGUAAUCUACACCAAUGUACUAGGAACAAAAUAAUUGCAUAACUGCAUGCAUGGAGGUAAUUGUGAAGUAUUUGAUAGAAUUGAAUGGCAAAGUAAAGCUCAUUUGGCACUUUGUUGGUCUAACAAUUAAGUGCCAGACUACAGGUUCAACCUGGUUAGAGUGAUUAACAGGUUCAUGCAGAGCAAUUCAUGUGUAAGCUCUUCCUACAAGAGUACACUCAAAGAUCUUCCAUUCCUUUCUCACGGUAUCAAGCCCUUAAACAUAGAGCACAGUCGGAUUGGAUUUUAGAGCACAGUCGGAUUGGAUUUUCACGUUGAUUAUCAUAUACUUACAUCAGCUUACGCAUUGAUCAUGGAAAAGAAGUUGACGAGAUGCAGCAAAACUUGUCAUUAAGGAAAAAAGAACGAAGCAUGAAGACUUUCGCCAGAUUCACAAGCUUCGUGCUCACACGUAUAUACGGAGACUGACUGUGUUGCUCUAUAGGGAACUUAUAUGUUGGCAUUUCAUUGACAACUCCAUACUACUGCUCCUUUAUUGGCCUUUUGGUGUGCUUUCGCUUUCAAUGUGAAAAUAGCUUUAUAUAUCAAUGCCGUCACCAUCUUUCUUAAGAAUUUUGGAGAUUGUAUGCCAUCAAGUUUUCUUAACUGCCCUUAUAGCGGGACUGCCGCAUGACAGGGAAUAUAUUUCUCACACUUCUCUGUCAGCUACAAAGUCUAAUGUUUGAGUGUUAAUCUGUAAGCUGAUGGAAGUAUACUGUUACAUUUCCACAUGGCAAGCAAUCAUGUGAUGACAACAUUUAGAGAACUUGGCAGAAAAUUCAGGCAUGGCGGCUGAUUGAAGUAUAUCGUUUGUUCACGUGGUAUGCCACGACUUUUUAAAUGCAGUGUGGCGUUUUGCAAUCAAGCCAAAGUUUAGGUGGAUCUAGAGCUUAUUUCCCUUUUACUAUAUGAAAUAGAAGUUGGUCCAAACUUGGGUAUUUGUUGGCCAGAUUGAUGCUUCUAUGCCUUGCAGAUCCAAGAGACAAACUGAAGAGAUGAAGAGUACUGAUAAGGUUUGCCAAUGGAAGCCCAGGGAGAAGUCUAUGAAGCUAGACCAUAAACUUUAGAGUACUUUGCUGCUUUUCCCGCUACCAUGGAUGUGAUGUUUGUAAGCAUUUGUUUACUCUCGCUUCUAAAACAACUACUCUACUUCGAAAAAUAGCAAUCCAAUGUUUAGCAAGCAACAUGUGUACAGCUUUUGCUGUGAAUGGAAGUUGGAGACCCAAUUACAAGCUCUUGCUUCUAUUGUCAGCAAGAAACUGUGUGGAGCAGUGUUAUGUUUAGCAUAUAUGUGACCUUAGUUUGUCCUUCUAAAUGGACUUACUGAUGUACCGACCAGUAAAAGAAAGUUGUAGAAUGGUGUGUUUGUAUUGCUGAAUGUUAAUCAGUUAACUAAAAAAUAAUGACUACUUACUCUUGGCCUGAGAGAUUUA